AAAGUCGGAAAAACUAUGAAUUUCUCCCAUCAUUCGAAACGGGACGAAUCGAAUCACUUUGAUCCCAGUUGUCGUGCACUCAAUGAAUCGGCGAAUAGUAUUGGCUCAGACGAACAAGAUGACACCCGGGAUGAGACCAAUGGCACCGACCAUAGUGGCAGUGGCAGCGGCAGUGGCUCCUCCGGCUCCGACUCGGAUUCGGACAGCUCCUCGGGAAAUUCCAGCGAUGGACGCAGCUCGCCGGAACCAGAGGACAAAUUGCAAUCGGUGGCAGGAUUUCCACCGACAGCCGCUGCUGCCCAGGCGGACAGCAAGACGAACGGGUUCACAGACGACCAGGAGGAGAGCUCCAGUGAGGGUUCCAGUGGCAGCGAUUCCGAUUCGGAUGCUGAGGGCCCAGCAGACCAAAACCAGACCAACAACAAUGCCAACUCAAGCAGCAGCCUGUCCAAGGAGGAGCAGGAGGACAAUGAGACUGAGGCUGGUCAGCAGCAGCAGCCAGCCAGCGAUGCCUCUGCGGAUGAAGCAAGUGAUAGUUCAGCCAAUGUCUCGCCCACAUCCUCCAGCAGCAGCAGUGAGGAGGAGGAGGAGGACUACAGACCCAAGAGGACGCGCCAGGCGCGCAAACCACCGACUGCCGCUGCGGACAAAUCCAAGAAGGCUCCUGCUACCAAGAACAAAAAGAAAACCUGGGACUCGGACGAAAGCGAUGAGAGCGAGGACAGCGAGGAGGAUGUGUCCGCCGCCCACAAGCGCAAGGCAGCAGCCACUACCUCCAGAAGCAAACCAGCACAACAGCAGCAGCAGCGACGCCGGGUAAAGUCCUUCAGUUCCGAGGACAGUGACGAUGAGGAUGCCAGCAAACGCUGCGCCACCCGCCGCACGGCCGCCGCAGUUAGCUACAAGGAGGCCUCCGAGGAUGAGGCCACCGACUCGGAGGAUCUGCUGGAAUUCGAGUACGAUGAGAGCCAGGCAGCCACCACUGCAGCCGCCGCCGAGGAGGAGGAGAAGUGCGAGACCAUUGAGCGGAUACUGGCCCAGCGUGCUGGCAAAAAGGGAUGCACUGGCAACCAGACCACGAUCUAUGCCAUCGAGGAGAAUGGUUUCGAUCCAAAUGCCGGCUUCGAUGAGAAGGAAAGCUCGGAGGCGGAGUGCCAAUUCCUGAUCAAGUGGAAGGGCUGGUCGUACAUCCACAACACCUGGGAAUCGGAGGCUACGCUGCGCGACAUGAAGGCCAAGGGCAUGAAGAAGCUGGAUAACUUUAUAAAGAAGGAACAGGAGCAGGCCUACUGGCGACGCUACGCGGGUCCCGAGGACAUUGACUACUUUGAGUGCCAGCUGGAACUGCAGCACGAGCUGCUCAAGUCAUACAACGUGGUGGAUCGCAUCAUUGCCAAGGGCUCGAAGCCAGACGACGGCAGCGAGGAGUAUCUGUGCAAGUGGAUGUCGCUCCCGUACGCCGAAUCCACGUGGGAGGAUGCCGCCUUGGUGCUGCGCAAGUGGCAGCGCUGUGCGGAGCAGUUCAACGAGCGCGAGAACUCCAAGUGCACGCCAUCGCGUCACUGCCGAGUGCUCAAGUAUCGUCCGAAGUUCUCGCGCAUCAAGAAUCAGCCCGAGUUCCUCUCGGCGGGCCUCACGCUGCGGGAUUACCAAAUGGACGGCUUGAAUUGGCUGCUGCACUCGUGGUGCAAGGAGAACUCGGUGAUACUGGCUGAUGAGAUGGGUCUGGGCAAGACCAUCCAGACAAUUUGCUUCCUCUACUCGCUGUUUAAGCUGCAUCAUCUCUACGGACCGUUUCUGUGCGUCGUUCCUCUCAGCACCAUGACUGCUUGGCAGCGGGAGUUCGAUUUGUGGGCGCCUGACCUCAAUGUAGUCACUUACCUUGGCGACAUUAAAUCCCGCGAGCUCAUCCAGCAGUACGAGUGGCAGUUUGAGGGCUCCAAGCGGCUCAAAUUCAACUGCAUUCUCACCACCUACGAGAUUGUGCUGAAGGACAAACAAUUCCUGGGCACGCUGCAGUGGGCCGCGCUGCUGGUGGACGAGGCGCAUCGUCUGAAGAACGACGAUUCGCUGUUGUACAAGUCGCUCAAGGAGUUCGACACCAAUCAUCGCCUGUUGAUAACUGGUACUCCACUGCAGAAUUCGCUCAAGGAGCUGUGGGCCCUGCUGCACUUCAUCAUGCCGGAUAAGUUUGACACGUGGGAGAAUUUCGAGGUGCAGCACGGGAAUGCCGAGGACAAGGGCUACACUAGAUUGCAUCAGCAGUUGGAGCCGUAUAUUCUGAGAAGAGUAAAAAAGGACGUGGAGAAGUCGCUGCCGGCCAAAGUGGAGCAGAUUCUGCGUGUGGAGAUGACCUCGCUGCAGAAGCAGUACUACAAGUGGAUCCUCACCAAAAACUUUGAUGCGCUGAGGAAGGGCAAGCGCGGCAGUACCUCCACCUUUCUCAACAUAGUCAUCGAGCUGAAGAAGUGCUGCAAUCAUGCUGCUCUUAUAAGACCCUCGGAGUUUGAACUUAUGGGUCUGCAGCAGGAUGAGGCGCUGCAAAUGCUGCUCAAGGGUUCCGGCAAGCUCGUGCUGCUCGAUAAACUUCUCUGCCGUCUGAAAGAGACGGGCCACCGCGUGCUGAUCUUCUCGCAAAUGGUUCGCAUGCUCGAUGUGUUGGCCGACUACCUGCAGAAGCGUCACUGGCCCUUCCAGCGGCUCGACGGAAGCAUCAAGGGUGAGAUGCGGCGGCAGGCCUUGGACCAUUUCAAUGCCGAUGGCAGCCAGGAUUUCUGCUUCCUGCUCUCCACGAGAGCCGGUGGAUUGGGCAUUAACUUGGCCACCGCCGAUACGGUGAUUAUCUUUGACUCCGAUUGGAAUCCGCAGAAUGAUUUGCAGGCGCAGGCGAGAGCCCAUCGCAUUGGGCAGAAGAACCAGGUCAAUAUCUAUCGCCUGGUCACCGCGAGAUCUGUGGAGGAGCAGAUUGUGGAGCGGGCCAAGCAGAAGAUGGUGCUGGACCACCUGGUCAUCCAGCGGAUGGACACCACGGGACGCACGGUGCUCGACAAAAGCGGGAACGGGCACUCGUCCAACUCGAAUCCGUUCAACAAGGACGAUCUGUCUGCUAUCCUGAAGUUCGGAGCCGAAGAGUUGUUCAAGGACGAACAGGAGCAUGACGACGACCUGGUUUGCGACAUUGAUGAGAUUCUGCGCAGGGCGGAGACUCGCAACGAGGACCCCGAAAUGCCGGCAGACGAUUUGCUGUCAGCCUUCAAGGUGGCCAGCAUAGCGGCCUUCGAGGAGGAGCCAAGUGAUACGGUCAAUAAGCAUGACCAUGAAGCCGCCGGCGAGGAGGACGACAGCAAGGAUUGGGACGACAUCAUUCCGGAGGGCUUCCGCAAGGCCAUCGACGAUCAGGUGCGGGCCAAGGAGAUGGAGGAUCUGUACCUGCCGCCGCGGAGAAAGACGGCUACCGCCAGCCAGAACGAAGGAAAGCGGGGAGCUGGAAAGGGAGCGAAAGCGAAGCAGCAGGCAGACGACUCCGGCGGCGAUUCGGACUACGAACUGGGCUCCGAGGGCAGCGGUGACGAUGGGCGGCCACGCAAGCGCGGAAGACCCACGAUGAAGGAGAAGAUAACCGGGUUUACGGAUGCCGAACUGCGUCGCUUCAUUCGCAGCUACAAGAAGUUCCCUGCUCCCCUUCACCGCUUAGAAGCCAUCGCCUGCGACGCCGAGCUGCAGGAGAAGCCGCUGGCGGAACUGAAGCGCCUCGGCGAGAUGCUGCACGACCGCUGCGUUCAGUUCCUGCACGAGCACGAGCACCAGGAGGAAGAGCACAAGACUGCGACGGCCGACGAGACGCCGGGCGCCGCCAAGCAGCGACGCGCACGCGCCACCUUCUCCGUGAAGCUGGGCGGCGUCUCCUUCAAUGCCAAAAAGCUGCUGGCCUGCGAGCAGGAGCUGCAGCCGCUCAGCGAGAUCAUGCCCAGCCUGGCCGAGGAGCGGCAGCAGUGGAGCUUCAAUAUCAAGACGCGUGCCCCGGUCUUUGACGUCGACUGGGGCAACGAGGAGGACACCAAGCUGCUGUGCGGCAUUUACCAGUACGGCAUUGGUUCCUGGGAGCAAAUGAAGCUCGAUCCCACGCUCAAACUCACCGACAAGAUUCUGCUGAACGACACGCGCAAGCCGCAGGCCAAACAGCUGCAAACGCGUGCCGAGUACCUGCUCAAGAUCAUCAAGAAGAACGUGGAGCUGACGAAGGGUGGCCAGCGAAGGCAGCGGCGUCCCCGGGCAUCGCGGGCAAACGAGGCCAAGGCGGCCAGUCAGUCGGGUAGUUCGAAUUUGGAGAGCAAGUCGCAUGAGGCCGAAGAAGCUGGAGGAGCUUCCAUUGCCGAAAGCAGUAAUAGUCAAGUGGAUCCCUCCACCGCACAAUCGCCACACAAUGCCUCCACCGCUGAUCACUCGAGUAGUACGGCAAAGAAAACCAAAAAGUCCAAGGCCAGGUCGAAAAAGACCAGCGCCUCGGACAACAACGGCAACAAACCCAUGCACUUUACGGCCAACAACGAGCCGCGGGCCUUGGAGGUGCUCGGCGACCUGGAUCCCAGCAUAUUCAACGAGUGCAAGGAGAAGAUGCGGCCGGUGAAGAAGGCCUUAAAGGCUCUCGAUCAACCCGAUGCCAGUCUCUCCGACCAGGAUCAGGUGCAGCACACCAGGGAUUGCCUGCUUCAGAUCGGCAAGCAGAUCGAUGUCUGUCUCAAUCCGUAUGGUGAACCAGAGAAGAAGGAGUGGCGCAGCAACCUCUGGUACUUUGUCUCCAAGUUCACCGAGCUGGACGCCAAGCGCCUGUUUAAAAUCUACAAGCACGCACUCAAACAGAAGACGGGCGAAGGUGGCGAAGGAAAGGGAAAGGAUGCCUCAGGAAGUCCUACUAAAUCCAAGCGCAAUGGCCUGGCGGCGGAGGAAAAGGACAAGGAGCGCGAUAAGAGUGGCGGCAAGAAAAAGAAGAAGGACAAGGAAAAGGAGUCGCGUGGCACACCCUCCUCCAAUCGCUUCGCCAACGACUCGCCACUCAAGCGGAAAAGGGAUGAGAAUGAUGCCGAGGGCAGCGGUGGAAUUGCUGGCACGCCGGGCGGCGGAAUCGGCGAUCAUCUCAAGUCCAUGUCCUUCAAGCGGCUCAACAUGGACCGCCACGAGGAGCGCAAGAAGCAUCAUCGCGGCGCCGACUACUACGGAGGCAGUGGCCCACCGAUGGGCAGUGGAGGAGGCUAUGAAGGCGGUGCCCGCCGGCAGGGACCCACCUCUCCCUCCACGCCAAACAGUCGUGGCGGUCGAGGAGGCUACGAACCACCGCCAGCUCCUUCCGGCUACACACCGGAAAUGGAGCGGUGGCAUUCCCGCGAAAGAUACAGCCAGGAAUACAAGAGAGAUCGCUACGACGGCUAUCCGCGCAGUGGAGGAGCUCAGGGCAGCUAUCAUCGCGAACGCGAACGACGUCCCGACAAGCGCAGAUAUCCAUCUGGCGUGCCGCCGCAUGGUUACUCAAGCCACUACCUGCCGCCCAACUACUAUGGAAUGCCGAAUGGAGUCGUUCCCGGUCUGCCGCCACCGCCGUCCGGGUACCGCGAUCCCCGCGGCUAUCCGGUGAUGCCGCGCGACUAUCCUGCCGACUACAGACGCAGCGACUACGAGCGGCGCACGCAGACCUGAGGAGUUGACUCUCGAACCCGACUGUCUAUUGUACAUAGAACGCCUAGACUUAAGAGUGGCUGUCCAGCCAAUCGACACAAGAAACCCAAACCACAACCUGCAUACAAUACGUUAAGCGUAGUAAUACCUAGCAGCUAACUAUACUUCUACCUAUAAUUUCACAUCCGAUCGCACAGAGGGCAAGCACCGCACCAUUAUCAUCAUCCAGGGUUCAGCGGCAAUACCUGCAUACCUAAUCUUAGACUUUCUGUGUAUAAAUCAUAGGCUUUAACUCGUUCAUCAUUGCGAAACAUUAUUUUUAUACUACUCAACUGUACAGAAGGUGCAGCGGGUCAUGAAUAUUUGUGCUGUGUGAGGUAUGUGGCCCAUGGAUGCAAGCAAGUCGUUUAAAAGCUUUUAAACCAACAACAAAUUCUCACUAUAUUUAAACACCAAGAUAUGUUUGUAAACACAAAAACGAAAGCAAUGGGGGCCGUUGAAGAAUCGUAUCAAGGUUAUGAAAUAUAGCAGCAGACUAAUCAUUUGUUUAAUGUCUAUAUUGCAUUCGAACUUUUAUAUACCGUUUAAAAAUAAAGAAUCAGCGAAUGAUCCAGAGAAUUGUAAUUUAGUUAAAAUUAAAGAUAAUAAUAUUAAUGAUAUAUUAAUAUAUAAAGUACGUUGUAGUGUCUGAGAAAUCUAUUAAAUAUAUAUCAAUAAAUUAUAAAAUAUUUAAAUUUAAA
Drosophila takahashii is the source of this 6410-nucleotide messenger RNA. RefSeq names its product chromodomain-helicase-DNA-binding protein 1 (gene Chd1). The record is from RefSeq and is a predicted model, not a curated record. Gene Ontology annotation, cellular component: nucleus; chromatin. Lineage: Eukaryota; Metazoa; Arthropoda; Insecta; Diptera; Drosophilidae. Gene Ontology annotation, biological process: regulation of transcription by RNA polymerase II; nucleosome organization. Gene Ontology annotation, molecular function: ATP-dependent chromatin remodeler activity; ATP hydrolysis activity; chromatin binding.